UUUUCAUCUCGGUGCUGGGAAUGGCGGCUACAAGAUGGAUAUUCACGAAAGAACAAAUAGCAAACUCUCCCAGUCGACAAUGUGGAAUAGAUGCCGACAAAGAACUCUCAUAUCGUCAACAGGCAGCAAAUCUCAUACAAGAUAUGGGACAAAGGCUGUCAGUUACUCAACUGUGCAUCAACACUGCCAUUGUAUACAUGCAUCGAUUCUACAUGCUGAGAUCAUUUACAAAAUUUCCUAGGAAUGAGAUGUCACCAGCCUGCCUGUUCCUGUCGUGUAAAGUGGAAGAGCAGCCUCGCAAGCUGGAGCAUGUGAUCAAAGUCGCCCACUCCUGUCUACAUCGCGAUAACAAACCCCCGCCUGACACCAAAACUGAGGCCUACCUUGAGCAGGCGCAGCAGCUAGUGAUCAAUGAGAAUAUACUGCUACAGACCCUAGGGUUCGAGGUUCGGGUUGAGCAUCCUCACACCUACGUAGUCAAGGCGACACAGCUUGUUAAAGCGAGUAAAGACCUAUCACAGAGCAGCUACUACUUGGCCACCAACAGCCUGCACAUGACAACUUUCUGUCUACAGCAUCGCCCAACCGUGGUAGCCUGUGUCUGUAUGCAUCUCGCCUGCAAGUGGGCCAAAUACAUUAUCCCGAACUCUCCAGAUGGCAAGGCCUGGUACCAUUAUGUUGAUCCUAUGGUUACGAAGGAGUUGGUGGAAGAGCUGUACAAUGAGUUUCUCAAUAUCCUGGAAACUGCUCCAACGAAGCUGAAGAAGAAAAUCAUGGGCUGGAAGGCUGAGGGUCAGCAGAGGGGUGACACGCCCACUCGUGAGUAUGACAUGCCAGGGGCCAGUGCCUACCCACCUUCCACCUCCCAACACAGACACUCAAAUCACGACCGACGGGAGGUCCACCAUGGGGAGUCGGGGCGCAAUCCUGAGCAACAGCGGUCAAGCCAAGACCACCGGGACGGGCGUCCUGAUCAACGUCGGGAACCGCACCCACAUCCUGAGAGACGGAAAGAGUCUUUAACACAUCAUCCGGAUAAAGAUCGCAAACCUCACAUCCACAGCUCUAGCUCCCAUCAUCUAGACUCCAGGGGGAGUACACGAGGUGAACAACGCGACCCGCAUCACUCUUCUUCCUCUCAUCCUUAUCGAAAAGAUGCUCAACACCCAAGUGAACAAAGGGAACGGAUGCACCAGGAUAGCCAUAGAAAGGACUCCACUCAGGUGAAGAGAGAACCUGACAUUAAUGGGCGUUCCCUGACUCCUCAACCGACCAAACCUCAUCUUGAUCCUGUAAAAUCUGAGCAGCGCAAGGACUCCCCAGUUGUGAAAACAGAAGUACUUGCAGCUCCAGCCUCAUUAGAAGCAGGGCCGAAAACUUCCACACCAACUUUAGGCCCAGAUGCGCCUAAAAAAACCAAGUCUGAAACUGCUAUUAAUUUUAAAGAAUAUAUGAAACGAAAGGAAAAAGAACGGAAAGAGAAAGAAAUGACUGAUAAAUUAAAACAGCAAUUGGAAAUGGCUAAAACAAAAGUUCAUGAAGGUGAAUUGUUAAAUAAGACUUUCUCUGAGGGUAGUAGUAAAGAGCUCAAACACCGACCUCCCAAGUUAGAUGUUAGUCUACCUCUUCCCUCUAGCCUUGAUGAUAGAUCCCUGGGCAAGGAGGACAAGGAAAGGCCUUAUGAAGUGAAUAUUAAAAGUCCUAUUAAACCUCACAAAAACAUUACUGUAAAAAGUCCUAUUAAAAGCUGUGAUCUCAAGCAGCCAAAGCUGGAACUACCAAAAGUGCACAUUACCCCAGAAAAGGAUGGUGUUGACCCAUUUAGUGUUAAUAUAAACAAUGAUCCCGCAAUCAGAAAACUCAUGGACAAUGGGAAAGAAUCUGAGUCUCCAGCAGCUGGUGUUGACAUAUUGACUCAUGUUAAACAAGAGCCUGGAAUUUUGCCUAAAAUACCAAAAAUCUCUCCAAAGUGCUCACCAAGGGUAAAACCGGAAUCUGGAUCUCCAAGAGUAAAAAAGGAAAUCAUUCCCUCGGAAUCAGGUGCUAUUAAAGACAUUAUAUCAAAUACAAAGAUUAAGCAAGAACCUAAACCAGACUUUUCAGAGAAAGUUAAACAGGAACUAGUCGGUGAUGUUAAGGUGAAAGAAGAAAGAGUAGACACAGUUAAGGCCAGUUUUACACAUCCUGUCUCAAGGGUAGAAAAGAUUUUAGAAGAGUUAGAACCGGGUGAAAUUGAAGAUAGUGAACCUGAAAUAAACCUCCUCCCUGAACAUUCUUCUGCACCUACUCAUAAGAUUAAGGAGUUGACUUUUGAUCCUGAAAAGGGUUUAGAUAGUGCUGUUGCUUUAAAGCAUGCCAUGAGGAAAGAGCCUAGCAGUGGUAGAAACACUCCUGUUAGCUCACAAGUGAAAGCUGAAGGUGGGAGUGGUCAGAACACACCUCUAAGAAUGAAAAUUCCAAUCCAACACACACAGGGUGAGAGUCCAUCUCUGAAAAUAAAGAUCAGUACUAAAGGUAUAUCAACAGACAGUGAUCAUAGUUCUGGUAAACAUAGUUCCCCCCAUAGACAUAAACACAAGCACAAAGAUAAACAUAAGUCCCACAAGCAUUCCAAAGACCGGCAUAAAGACAAGCAUCGUGAAAAGCACUCCUCAUCCAGUGUCAGUUCUAGCUCUGGGACCAAUGGACAAUCACUGAAAUUAAACAUAAAACUUUCUGAGAUUCCUGGCUCAAGCAGCUCAGAAUGGGCAAACAAGCCUGACAAACCGAAACACCGAGCCUCCAUGUCAGAUCCAGCAUUAAACAAAAACGUGCUUGAACCAGAAAGGCAACAACCGUGGUCCGUGUCCGAUUUGUCAAAGUCCGCAACAGAUGUUAACGACUCUUCAGCGUCUCGCAAAAGACGACGUACACCCACUGUUGAAAAAAAUAGUGAUACAUCUCAAAGCAAGGCUGCUAAAAUGGGCCCUAAUCGGUUGAGACGUUCUUCAUCAUCACAUUCUGUUGUUAGCAUGGAAAUGUCAGACGAUGAAAAUGUUAGUCAAGUGCAAUCAAGCCAGGGUCAGGUCCAGACAAAUGGUCAAACAGACAGUGCACAUAUUGUGAUGAAUAAACUUCAUGAGGCAUUGCGCAAACAACUAAAUCACACUCAGAGUCAGAUUGCUAUGUAUCAAAAACAAGGUGUUCAUCUCCCCCCUCCACCCCCACCCCAAAGUGAACAGAACAAGUCCUCGCCUCGUGUAACAGUCAAGCCUGUAAAGAAGCCUGUAGACAGACAGCAGUCGGGCUUUGACCUUGAGGGAAUGAUGUGGGCAGAGUCACACCCUCCAUUGCCAGAUACCCCUGCCCCACCCCCACCUCCCCCAGACAAGAUAGCUCCCCUACCCCCACGGUGAUAUUUUGCUACCCUUAUAGUGAACUAUAAUAUUUGUUGGGGGUAAAUCUUGUUAAAUAUGAAAUAUUUAAUAAUCUGUUAUAACAUUAAACUGCUGGGUUGUUUUUUUCUUAAAUCAAGUCACACAGAAAAAUAAUUUUCUUCUGUUCUAAUAUACUACAUUUUUUUUAUACAAAUAAAAAAUCAAUCAUGUUUUUAUGGUCUUCAUACAUAUUGUUUAUACAACCUAUCUCCUUAUCAUUUGGUGUUAUUGUUCAUAGUAUCCCUGAGCCUGUUACUUGUGAUGCUGAAAUAAGUUGUCUGGUGGUUUUUAAAGCAAAUUUAAUGUUAGAUAUUCAUAAUCAUGGUGCCAUUAUAAAGUUCCUUUUAUAUUAAAAGUUCCAUACUUAGCUAAAAGAUGUCAUUUUGAUGUCAGAAAAACUAAUGUUUCAGUUAAAAAAACUUAAUUACAUAACUGGCACUGAAGACUUACUAAAAUGCUGAUUGUUUGCAAAUGAAACAUAUUUAGAUCUUGAACAUUUCCAAAUACCUUAAUAUGCAGGAAUCUAUUAUAUUGAGUGACUAUCAAUCAUUAUUUUUGUAUUUUUUUUGUACUGUGUAAAUUGAAAAUGCUCAAAAAAAGUAAAAUUUUCAGAAAUUGACAAAAAAAAUCUCAUUGUCAUGUUUCACUCCACUAUGUCAUGUUUUCCUCUAUAGUGUAUUAAAUGUUAUUAUAGUGGCAUUGAUUUAGCUUAAGUUAUUUCAAGUAUUUGUUUAAUUUCUUACACUAGUUGUGUAAUUCAGCCAUGUAUUGUUGUUACAAUUUUGUUAUAUUUUCAUCAAGGAAUGAGUGUUUAUAUUUGUAUAUUAUAGUGUGUUCUCUAUUACACUCUCUGUGUUGGGAAGUUUGAAUUGUAAUGUUAUGAUAAAGUUUAGGGUUUGGCAAGGUUUAAAAAAAGGGCAGGGUGCUGCAGGAAAGGGACAGGGUGGUAUGGGUUCCUUGUUUCUGGCUGUGAGUGAGAGAUAAGAUGAAGAUAUUUGACAAAAAAAUGUUUGAAUUGUGUUAAAUUGACCUAGUUCAAGCAUUCAUCUGCCAGAUAUAUCAAUUUCGUAUGUAUUUAUAACCAUAUAAUAAGAUUUUAAGGUUAUUUAAAGCAUUAAUUGAAAGAAGGCAGGAGGGUACACAAGGCAGCGUUGUGCUACCAAAAACAGGAGGGGUGCAGCACUCUCCUUUAAAUCUAGCUAAAUCCCUAGAUAGGAAAGGAAAUGUGGUAAAGAUUAGUAUUAACAAAGACUUUGCAGUCAUAUAUGUUAAAUACUGAUUGCUUCAUGCACUUGUCACAAAAAAAAGACUAGAAAUUUAAACAGAUUUGAUGAGUUGGAAAAUACCUUCGGUUUAUAGAGUAAAAAAGAUUUCUUACAAUGAAAUGUAGUUGUUCAAACAAAUCAAGUCAAGGUAUUGUGAGAGAUUGGUGUUACUGUCCGUGUGCCAUAUUAGGUACCAUGGCCGAAAUACUGGAUAUUUUAACUAAACUUGAUAUUUAACAUGCUACCAGAGGCAGUACACUAUACACACAUGUAGCAAAGCCUGUAAGUCUGACUAUAAUUAUUGAGCUAUUCGCAUUUCUGAUAGAAAAAAAAUAAAUCCACAAAAUGAGGCUGACGGGACAGGCGUUGUUAUACAUUUGCUGUGGUUUAUUCCAGAGUUCACAAGUGCUUCAGUAUAUUUAUAUAUAUAAAAAUACGUGAAUCUUCUUAGGACAGUAUACACGCUGACCAACAAGAGCCUCAUUUUGGUUCAUAUAAACGAAUAACAAUUUUGUACAAAAUUCUAAUAGUUAAAAUUUUCAUUUAGUAGAACAUAUCAUUAAGAAAAUUGUUUAAGAAAGACGCCUAAAGAAAAAUGAUCGAGAUGUGCUUUAUUACUUAUAGUGAAUCAUGUUUGUUUUCAUAGUUUUCUGUUCCUUUGUAUUUGUUAUUGUGUAAACACAUUUCAACUAUUUUUGAGUGACUUUAAUCAGUGCUGGCCACAACCAAAUGUUGACAAUGAAGUCAGAGUAAUCCACAUGCCUUAGCUUUUUUCAAACCCAUUUGUCAGUCAAUGGGAAUUUGAUUUUCAUUUAAUACUAUUUACUUGUGACUGUCUUAAUUGUAACAUAAUAGAUAUUUGCAUUUUAUUGCACACACUGUAUAUGGAUGACCAUUUCUAUUAUAUGGUUAAUAUUCAAUCAUUCAUACAUGAUUGUCAGCUAUCUUCUAAGCCUCAAAGCAUUGUAUAAUUGCAUGGUCACAAACGCUACUGUCUGACAUGUUUUUGUUGAGCAGUUUUAUUUUUUAUGCUUGCUUAAUGUCAACUUAAUAAAUAAUCUGUGAUAGCUGGAAAUAAUAUGCUCGUUCAGGCAUUAGAUAGUCCUUGUAACCUUGUCAGUUUUUCUAUAAAAAUAAGUUGAGAUGCUGCUCUUUUAAACUGUCUGAAAAACGAUGUGUGCAAAACAUGUCCAAAAUGACUAUACAUAUUUGUAGCAAAUUCCGUAACUCCUGCUAAAACAGUUUUUGUUAUGAAUAGUUAUAAACUGAGAAAACGACAUAUGUAUUUAGUGUUCUUGUUUGUGUUCAUAACUCUUUAUCCAGAAUGCUUCUAAAAAGCUUCUUUGUUAUAUAUUUGCAAUUGUAAAAACUUAAAAACCACAUGUUAUAUUGAAUGACUGGACAGAAAUUUCUUAACAAAGAGGUAAUGUACAUCAAAGAUAUUUAUUAUUAUUUUAUUAUUUCCUUUGUUAUUGAAGAAAUGUCCAGGCAUUGUCAAAGCCUUUUCUCGUUGUUGUUGAUGGCAUGCAAUAAGUAACCUAGGCUAUAAUUCAAAAACUGUUGAUAUCUAACCCAGUUGAUCUGUGCAUUAAUCUGAUGGUUGUGAUCUUGUCACUUUUAUCGGGGUGUGAAUGACAAACCAGACUUGUGUAUUACAAUUUUUACUGACUUGGCCGUUUUGGAUGGAAAAAAUUGAUUAUAUUUCAGAUCAGCAUUUUCUGUUCCUGAAAUCAGUCUGGCACGGUCAAAAUCUGUUUAGACCGGCAAAUUGUCGGGUUUCACUGAAACAUGUCGCAGUAACAUUACCCACAUGUACAACAAUGCCUUUACAUCUAGCUUUGGUUCAUUUUGAGUCAUGACCCUAACAAUAGACAAGCACUGGCUUCAGCUCCAAGCUCUCUUGUUCUCCACUGGAUGUAACUUGUAAAGAGGAGGCUUACCUAGGAUGAACAAUUGUAUUUUUAUUAAAGAAAUAAUUACUAAAUAUGAUAUAGUGCUUGGUUAUUUGUCUAACAUUCUGUUAAAUAUUAGACAUGGUAUUUUGUUAAAAUGAUCAGGGUGUUUAAAUAAAUGUCACCGUUUGAGCAUGAACACAAAGUUCGAAAUGAGUGUUACUUUCUUUUAAAAUCAACAAGACAUCUUAUGAAUGUAUCAAACAUAUACUUCAACAUUUUUCAUUUUGCUAAGUUUUGAUUUUCUUUUUAUCUUAGUAUACUAGUUAGUAGUGUAACAGGUUCUACUUGCAGUAAGAGGUAAUUCAUAUGUACUAGUAUUUGUAUUUUAUCUUUUUCAUUGGUUACAUAAAUGGUUCAUCAUUUGUUCAGGCACCCUACUGAUAACCUUUUCUGGUUGAUAUUUUGUGUUUGAAUUUCCUUUGUUGCCAGAGUUGAAUCUUGUAGUUGGUAACACAAGAAUGUUGUGAUGAUAAAUUUCAAUAAGUAUAUAAAAUUGUUGAAAAUGAAUUAAAAACAGAAAAUAAAUAGAAAAAUCUAA
This is a messenger RNA of Mya arenaria, 7174 nucleotides long. Its product is annotated as cyclin-T-like. Gene Ontology annotation, biological process: regulation of transcription by RNA polymerase II; positive regulation of DNA-templated transcription, elongation. The coding region runs from base 21 to 3395 and encodes 1124 amino acids. Gene Ontology annotation, cellular component: nucleus; cyclin/CDK positive transcription elongation factor complex. Gene Ontology annotation, molecular function: cyclin-dependent protein serine/threonine kinase activator activity. Lineage: Eukaryota; Metazoa; Mollusca; Bivalvia; Myida; Myidae. The record is from RefSeq and is a predicted model, not a curated record. The transcript has 10 exons.